Ostertagia ostertagi is the source of this 1071-nucleotide messenger RNA. NCBI's taxonomy places the organism in Eukaryota, Metazoa, Nematoda, Chromadorea, Rhabditida, Trichostrongylidae. The record is from the annotation of a GenBank genome assembly.
AUGGCUGACGUGAAGAAAGCUUGCUUGGAGUCCUUGAAAGUCGUGCCACUAGGGAAGACACCAGCGGAGACACAACAUGGCACAGACUUCUAUAAGUACUUGUUCGGACAUCACCCCGAUCUUCGCAAGUACUUCAAAGGUGCUGAGAACUUCACUCCUGACGACGUGCAGAAAAGUGAAAGAUUUGCUAAACAGGGCACCGCUUUGGUGAUGUCUGUACAUAUCUUUGCAAACCUCUACGACAAUGACAUGGUGUUUCGCGGAUUCUGUCGUGAUCUAAUGAACAGACAUGUUGAGAGGAAAUUGGAUCCUGCCUUGUGGAAGGCGUUCUGGGGUAUCUGGACUGCAUUCCUGGAAAGCAAAGGAGCCUCUCUGAGCGGAGAUCAAAAGGCCGCAUGGGAGAAGCUGGGAACCACAUUCAACGAGGAAUGCCAGCAGCACCUCGCCAAGCUUGGACUGCCGCACACCCACUGCGCUCUACUUCAUAGUUCUUCCUCCGCAUUACUUCUUUGCCUCAAUAGCAAGUACGGCACUUCUAUCACCGUUCUGAUUCUCCAUCUCUUCUGUUUCAGAAUGGCUGACGUGAAAAAAGCGUGCAUGGCGUCUUUAUCGGUGGUGCCACUCGGUAAAACACCGGCGGAGAUCCAAAACGGCACAGACUUCUAUAAAUACUUGUUUGGUCAUCAUCAAGAUCUCCGAAAAUACUUCAAGGGCGCUGAGAACUUCACUCCAGACGACGUUCAAAAAAGUGACAGAUUCGCAAAGCAAGGCACCGCUCUACUGAUGACUGUCCAUAUCUUUGCAAACACCUACGACAAUGAGAUGGUAUUCCGCUCACUUUGCCGCGAUUUAAUGGACAGGCACGUUGGCAGAAAUGUCGACCCCGCUUUGUGGAAGGGUUUCUGGGGCAUUUGGAUUGCAUUCCUAGAGAGCAAAGGAGCCACUCUGAGCGGAGAUCAGAAAGGCCGCAUGGGAGAAGCUGGGAGCCACUUUCAACGAGGAGUGCCAGCAGCACCUUGCCAAACUUGGACUUCCCCACACGUAAAUAGGACCUUGAACAUCUUCAUUUAA